Cornus florida is the source of this 821-nucleotide messenger RNA. RefSeq names its product basic blue protein-like. Gene Ontology annotation, molecular function: electron transfer activity. The coding region runs from base 205 to 585 and encodes 126 amino acids. Gene Ontology annotation, cellular component: plasma membrane. Lineage: Eukaryota; Viridiplantae; Streptophyta; Magnoliopsida; Cornales; Cornaceae. The transcript has 2 exons. The record is from RefSeq and is a predicted model, not a curated record.
UGAGUUUAUCUUUAUCUAUAGUCUUAAUUAGUCACCAUUUUGUCUUUGGUCCGGGUCAUUUUUCUAUCAUAUAAUAUGGGACCUCAUGCUUUGUCCCAAACACACUAUAAAAAAAGCUAGCCUCCUUUACUACUUUGCAUCACCAGAACUCCUCACUCUCACAGCUAUACAUUACCUUUCCUCUCUCACCAACUCUUUUUGGAAAUGUCUCAGGGAAGAGGCAGUGCAGGUCCAGCCAUUUUCGUUGUGGUUGCACUACUUUGCCUUGUGGUUCAGUUUGAGGCAGUUCAUGGUGCAACUUUUAUAGUUGGUGGCUCUGGUGGUUGGACCUUUAAUCUCAGUAAUUGGCCUAAAGGAAAGCGCUUUAGGGCCGGUGAUGUACUUGUGUUCAACUAUGAUAAAACUAUCCACAAUGUGGUUGCCGUAAACCGGGGAGGUUAUAGCAGUUGCAGAACUCCGGCAGGUGCAAAAGUGUUCCAAACAGGGAAGGACCGGAUAAGGCUUGCAAAGGGACAGAAUUACUUCAUAUGCAGUUUUGCCGGGCACUGUGAGUCUGGGAUGAAGAUUGCCGUCAAUGCAGCAUAAUGUGAAGCCAAGUUCAUGGCUAAAAUAAUUCCACUCUCUCUCAUGUCAUCUGAAAUAGUCAGUGUCACCUCUAGUUUUACUUAUUAAUAGUUGUAUUGCUACCAAUGCAGCUUAAUUAUCUGUGUGACUUCUAUGUGUUACUAUGUAAUUUACAAAAAAUCCACUACCACUUUACUAGUGUGGCUUUCCUUGAGUGGAUCUAUACCAAAUAAAAUCCUGAUGUUUCUUUGUUGCUA